Messenger RNA from Fulmarus glacialis (Northern fulmar), 405 nucleotides. RefSeq names its product ripply transcriptional repressor 3 (gene RIPPLY3). The transcript has 4 exons. The record is from RefSeq and is a predicted model, not a curated record. The coding region runs from base 1 to 405 and encodes 134 amino acids. Gene Ontology annotation, cellular component: nucleus. Gene Ontology annotation, biological process: embryonic pattern specification; negative regulation of transcription by RNA polymerase II. NCBI's taxonomy places the organism in Eukaryota, Metazoa, Chordata, Aves, Procellariiformes, Procellariidae.
AUGGAGGGUGCAGCUGCAGGCCUCCCGCUCCAGGCCGCAGCGGGUCGCAUCCCUCAUCGCUGCUGGGGCGCCCGGCGGCAGCAGCAGCACCCACCCCGGCCCAGGGAGCGCCCAGAGAGCAGCCCUGCUUUAUGGAGGCCCUGGAUGCUCACAGCAAGAGACGGUGAAAUGACAGAGAAUCAACAAAUGUCAGAACUGGAUGGUCAACUAAUAAAUUUUAGAUCAAAAGGAGCCCUGGGGUUUCAACAUCCAGUGAGGCUUUAUUUGCCCAAGUCCAAAUCCCGAAAGUUUCUUAAUAACAUCGGAGAGAAGGUUCUGGCGAGUUUUCCAGUGCAAGCUACAAUUCACUUCUACAAUGAUGACGCCGACUCUGAGGAAGAUGGAGAAGAAAUCAGUUCAGCCUAA